Molecule: messenger RNA, 2163 nt
Organism: Aegilops tauschii subsp. strangulata
Lineage: Eukaryota; Viridiplantae; Streptophyta; Magnoliopsida; Poales; Poaceae
Source: RefSeq, a predicted model, not a curated record
CGUCAUCAAUGGUACAUCAGCUUUGCGCAAACAUUUUAAUAUUUGCAAGCGUAAUCCCCAUAGGAAUAUUGGUGAUGAUAAGCAAGCUGUGCUGCAAGUUAAUCAGGGUGAUAGUGUACAUUCUUGGAAAUUUGAUCAUGAUGCUAUUAGGGCCGCUUUUGCUGAAAUGAUAAUAGAAGAUGAGCUCCCAUUUGCAUUUGGUGAAAAAUCUGGGUUUAAAAAGUUCAUGUCUAAAGCCUGCCCACGUUUCUCAGUUCCAUCUAGGAGAACAUGCACUAGGGAUGUUGUUCGCGCAUAUUUUGAACAAAAGGCUAAACUGAAAAUUUUCUUUAAAGAACAAUGUGAAAGAGUGUGUCUCACAACUGAUGGUUGGACUUCUCAACAAAAAGAUAGCUACAUGACUGUUACUGCCCACUUCAUUUGUAAGGAAUGGAAACUCCACAAGAAAGUCAUUAGCUUUUUCAAGGUUAAGGGUCAUAAAGGAGAUGAUAUUGGGAAACACUUGCAGAAAACUUUGAUCGAUUGGGGGAUAGAGAAGGUCAUGACCAUUACUAUUGAUAAUGCUAGUAACAAUGAUGGUGGUAUUGGUUACAUGAAAAAGGAACUGAAUAAAGCUAAGACUUGCAUAGCUGGAGGCAAGUUUCUCCACAUGAGGUGUGCUGCCCACAUUGUCAACUUAAUAGUUACAGAUGGUCUAAAAGAAGUUGAUACUUCAAUCAAGCGUGUGCGUGCAGCUGUUAGAUAUGUCAGAAAUAGCCCAAGUAGGUUGACUAAGUUCAAAGAAUGUGCAGACCUUGAGAAGGUUAACACCAAGGCCUUCUUGAUUCUUGAUGUGAGCACUAGGUGGAACUCGACGUACUAUAUGUUGAAGGCUGCUGUUAGUUAUGAGAAAGUUUUUGCAAGGUAUGCAGAUGAAGAUCCUUACUUUGCAAUUGAUCUACUUACUGAUAAAGGUAAGGAGAAGGGUGUUGGAGUUCCAGAUGAGCAGGACUGGGAGAAUGUCAAGAAGAUGGCGAUAUUUCUUGCUCAUUUUGCGGAUCUAACAACUCGUGUUUCUGCCUCAUUGUAUGUGACUGCUAAUAGCUUUUUCCAUGAGAUUGGUGAGGUGAAUAUGUUAGUGAAAAGUUGGAUGGAAAGUGGGGAUGGUUUGAAAAUUGCAAUGGCAGAGAGGAUGAAGGAUAAGUCUGAUAAAUAUUGGGGAAAUUGGCAUGAGCUCGAUACCAGCAAAAAGGGGAAGGAAAAGGAGAACUUCAACUUGCUGAUUUUCAUUGCAACGGCACUUGAUCCAAGGUACAAGCUUACAGAAUACACACAAUUUGCCAUUUUAGAAGUGUAUGGAGAGGAGAAAGGGCCUAAGGUGUGGGCUGCAGUCAGUACGUGUCUUCGAGAUUUGUUCGAGGAAUAUAGGAUGAUGUAUGCUCCAAAUGUUGCAUCACCUCUAAGUAGUGCUUCUCAGGAAGUUGAAUCAACUGGAGGGCGUGCAAGCAUGAUGAGAUCCGUGAUUGCCAAAAAAAUGAGGCUGAACAGUGGUGGUAGCAGCAGCAGCAAGUCUGAGCUGGACAAGUUUCUUGCUGAGGAGCCUGAAGAUGAUGGCCCAAAAUUUGACAUAUUAGAUUGGUGGAAGGUUAACUCAUCUAGGUUUCCUAUAUUGGCAUGCUUGGCACGGGAUGUUUUGGCAGUCCCCAUCUCGACAGUUGCAUCCGAGUCUGCGUUCUCUACUGGUGGGUGUAUUCUCGAUGAAUUCAGAUCUUCUCUGACUCCAUUCAUGGUUGAAGCCCUUCUGUGCACUCAGGAUUGGCUUCGAUAUGGUACUCAUCUCAACAUAGUAGAGAACACUGAAGAAUUGACCAAGCUUGAACAAGAGUUAAUUGCGGAAUAUAAGGAGAAAGUGAAGCUCCAAAGCAAUGCCAAGCCUCCCACCACCGCAAAGCCUACUUAAGGAUUGAUAUUCUUUUUGGUUGGUUGUGGUUCUGAAUAAACUACUGCUAGUCGCUGGAGCAGACGAAAUAAAGCUUGAAGUUUAGAAGUUCGAAAAUUGUAGCUAUACUACUACUGUAUGCUGCCUGUUGCGUUUUAGGUUCUAAAUUUAAGUGUCCUGUUUUGAGACUCAAUUCGUGUGUUUGCUAAACUACUAUUGGAUGGUAAUGAUAUGAUCAUGUCGUA